Salmo salar (Atlantic salmon) is the source of this 2145-nucleotide messenger RNA. NCBI's taxonomy places the organism in Eukaryota, Metazoa, Chordata, Actinopteri, Salmoniformes, Salmonidae. The record is from RefSeq and is a predicted model, not a curated record.
CAGCUGAUGUACGAAGGGCUAUAUAAAAAAAUAAAUUUGAUUUGAUUUAUCACCACCUGUACUCUGACUGACAACCCCACCUACAUCUGGUACAAGAACGGACACAAAGUAAAGGAGGACACUUCCAGCCUGUACUCAGACUCCUUUAGUGAUGCAGAGAGUUACACCUGUACUGUAAAAGACCAUGAUAAUCUGCACUCUCCUGCUGUGUGUAACAAGUGUUGGAGUGUGACUUACACCAAUCAGAGUAUCUGUACCUUGAAGGGGUCAACAGUGGACAUAUCCUGCUCUUACACAUAUCCCAGUUACCAUGAGAUCAAAACAACUUUCUGGUUUACUAAAUGGGAGUCUGGUAUUGGUCCUAAAGAUCUGAGCUCAGUGCCAGGGUAUGAGGGUCAUAUCGAGUACCUUGGGCAUAAGGAGAGUGACUGUACCCUGAGAAUCACAGACCUGAGAUUGAGUGACUCUGCUGGGUACAGGUUCAGAUUCAUAACAUCUGGAGGAAAGUUUUCUGUCUCAGCUGUCUCCCUGACUGUCACAGAUGUUGUGUUGGAGAUGGAUCCUACAUCUGUGUCAGAGAGGGAGAAUGUCACACUGACAUGUAGAACCAAAUGUACACUGGACCCCAUCACAGCCUACAGUUGGUAUAAGAAUGGACAGCCUAUACCAAACAGCAACACCUACUCUCCUGUCUAUAUCCUAUUCUCAGUCAGCAGUGAGGAUACAGGUAGAUACUCCUGUGCUGUAGAAGGCCAUGAGGAUCUCCCCUCUGCUGAAGAGACUCUCACUGUCAGAUAUGGACCAAGGAACACCUCAGUGUCAGUCAGUCCCUCUAGUGAAAUAGUGGAGGGCAGUUCAGUGACUCUGACCUGCAGCAGUGAUGCCAACUCACCUGUGGACAAAUACACCUGGUACAAGAAGAACGUAACCUCACCAAAAGCAUCAGGACAGAGUUACAGCAUCACUAACAUCAUCUCUGAGGACAGAGGAGAAUAUUACUGUGAGGCCCAGAAUGGAAGAGGAUCUAUGAACUCUACAGCUCUGAUGAUCAUUGUAGCAGUGAAACAAACAGUUCUGACUGCAGCUGUAGGAAUCAUAGUUGUUGUUCUGGUUCUCAUCCUCUGUCUCUCUGGACUCAUGUGUUUCAGGAAGAAGGCCUCCAAAUCCACCUCUGACACAAGACACACAGCAGACGAUGGACAGGGAGACUCUGGUCCAGUGUAUGACAACGUCUCAAGCGUGGCCAUGAGCCCUACAGACAACCAGGAUGACAUUCACUACGCCAGCGUCCACUUCUCUCACUCCAAAAACCAGGAAGUGCCUCUGUACUCCACCGUCCAACUGCCUCAAACCCAGAAACAGGAUGAGGAUGUCCAGUACUCUGCUCUGAAAUUCAACCGCCCCACUGCUGCCACCUGACCCACAGCAGCACAAGCAUCUGAGGAGGACCCCUCUGUUCUCUACAGUACAGUCAACAAACCCAGAACCAAGAAGACCUGAACACAACAAACCCAGAACCAAGAAGACCUGAACACAACAAACCCAGAACCAAGAAGACCUGAACACAACAAACCCAGAACCAAGAAGACCUGAACACAACAAACCCAGAACCAAGAAGACCUGAACACAAUAAUUUAAAUCAAAACCUUGUACACUGUAUAUACAAAAGUAUGUGGACACCCCUUCAAAUUAGUGGAUUUGGCUAUUUCAGCCACACCGGUUGCUGACGGGUGUAUAAAAUCGAACACACAGCCAUGCAAUCUCCAUAGCCAGACAUUGGCAGUAGAAUGGCCUUAAUUAAGAGCUCAGUGACUGCCUGUCAACUGUAAGUGCUGUUAUUGUGAAUUGUAAACGACCACGAGCAACAACGGCUCAGCCGCGAAGUGGUAGGCCACACAAGCUCACAGAACGGGGCCGCUGAGAGCUGAAGCGCGUAAAAAUCAUCUGUCUUCGGUUGCCACACUCAGCACAAUAACGGUUCUUCGGGAGCUUCAUGAAGUGGGUUUCAAUGGCCGAGCAGCCCCACACAAGCCUAAGAUCACCAUUCGCAAUGCCAAGCGUCAGCUGGAGUGGUGUAAAGCUCGCCGCCAUUGGACUCUGGAGCAGUGGAAACGCAUUCUCUUGAGUAAUGAAUCACUCUUCACC